GCGGCUCCCUUGCCCGUGCACCUGGGGGAGGAGGAGGAGGAGGAGGAGGAGCUUCCUGGCUCCCCUUCCUCCUCCGCCUCCUCUCGCAAGGGCUCCUCGCCCGCCCGCCCGGCCGCCUUCCUCGCCCUCAGUCCCAGCCUUUGCGAGCUGCCUGCCCGCCUCUCCCUCGCCAUGCCCAAGAAGAAGCCCCUUCCCAUCCAGCUCAACCCGGCGCCCGACGGAUCCGCCCCCAAUGGGACCAGCGCCGCCGAGACGAACCUGGAGGCCCUGCAGAAGAAGCUGGAGGAGCUGGAGCUGGACGAGCAGCAGCGGAAGCGCCUGGAGGCCUUUCUGACCCAGAAGCAGAAGGUCGGGGAGCUGAAGGACGACGACUUCGAGAAGAUCAGCGAGCUGGGCGCCGGGAACGGCGGGGUGGUCUUCAAGGUCUCCCACAAGCCCUCGGGCCUCAUCAUGGCCAGGAAGCUGAUCCACCUGGAGAUCAAGCCGGCCAUUCGGAACCAGAUCAUCCGGGAGCUGCAAGUCUUGCACGAGUGCAAUUCUCCGUAUAUUGUGGGCUUCUAUGGAGCGUUUUACAGCGACGGGGAGAUCAGUAUUUGCAUGGAGCACAUGGACGGUGGCUCUUUGGACCAAGUCCUGAAAAAGGCCGGCAGGAUCCCGGAGAAGAUUCUCGGCAAAGUUAGCAUCGCGGUGAUCAAAGGCCUGACAUACCUGAGAGAGAAGCAUAAAAUAAUGCACCGAGACGUGAAGCCGUCCAACAUUUUGGUCAACUCCCGAGGGGAGAUCAAGCUUUGCGACUUCGGGGUCAGCGGGCAGCUGAUCGACUCCAUGGCCAACUCCUUCGUGGGGACGCGGUCCUACAUGUCCCCGGAGCGUCUCCAAGGGACGCACUACUCGGUGCAGUCGGACAUCUGGAGCAUGGGCCUCUCCCUGGUGGAAAUGGCCAUCGGCCGGUACCCCAUCCCGCCGCCGGACGCCAAGGAGCUGCAGCUCAUGUUUGGGGGGCCCGUGGCGGAUGGUGGCCCCCCCUGCGAGACCUCGCUACGGCAACGGACCCCCGGGCGGCCCCCCAGCGCUUACAGCUCGGACAGCCGGCCUCCGAUGGCCAUCUUUGAACUCCUAGACUAUAUCGUCAAUGAGCCGCCUCCGAAGCUCCCCAGCGGCGCCUUCAGCCCAGACUUCCAGGACUUUGUGAACCAGUGCUUGAUCAAGAACCCGGCGGAAAGAGCCGACCUCAAGCAGCUGAUGGUCCACACGUUCAUCAAGCGCUCUGAGGCGGACGAGGCAGACUUUGCCGGAUGGCUCUGCGCCACCAUCGGCCUCAGCCAGCCCAGCACCCCCACCCACAUCGGCAGCGGUGUCUGACUCUUGAACUGGGGCGAAUUGGGGGCCCUCCGUUCCGAGGGGAGCGUGGCGGAGCCCCUCCUUCCUUCCUCCUCCUCCUCUUCCUCCAAGACGGAAACCCACCGGGCGGUCGCCUGGUGAAUGGGCACCCGCCACCACGGCCCCCUCCUCCUCCUCCUCCUCCUCCUCCUCCUCCUCUUUGGCCAGCGCAGCCUUGGCACCGACUUCUCAGAGCUUCUCUCCGCUUGGCCGGCAACGACGGGUCUUUCCAACACAAAACAGGGCCCGACUUCGCAUGUGCCAAAUUACGACUAUUAUUUCCUCCCUCUCACCCUUCCCUUCCUUCCUUCCAUCCGUCCUUCCUUCCUUCUGUUCUUCGUUCCUUCCGUCCGUCCGUCCGUCAGUCCUUCCUUCCGUCCAUCCAUCCAUCCAUCCUUCCUUGUUCUUCGUUCCUUCCUUCCUCCAUUCCAUCCAUCCAUCCUUCUGUCCUUCCUUCCUCCAUUCCAUCCUUCCUUCUGUUCUUCCCUCCUUCCUUCCUUCCUUCUUUCUGUUCUUCCCUCCUUCCUUCCUUCCUUUUCCAGGGUCCCAACUGAAUAUGUUCCUAAUCAACAACUUGUUUGCUAUCUGACCAAACCAACCUGCGUGAGAGCCUCCUUUCCAAGCGGGAAGUGUGUCCUCCUCCUCCUCCGAAACAGUUGUCGGCUGCGAGCCUUUCUUUUCUUGUCACUUGAAUCUCGUCCUUCCUCAGUCCUGCUUCUCCAAGUCUCUCAGGUGAAACCGUCAGCGAAAUCCUCUCCCAAGGAAGUCUUAAUAUACUGCGAAGCCAAGAUUCAGGCACUUCUCCUGACCUUUGCAGAAAGACUUCUCAAUGGGCAUGGGACGGACAAACUCCUCAACCGGGGACGGCGCUUCUAUUUAUUCCCAGUUGAUCUGAUGGUUUUGUCUUCUGGUAAGACUCGCACUCUCGGCCAGAAGAAGGAAAUGCACUGAAACCCUCCUCCUCCUCCUCCUCCUCCUCCAAAGACCAGCCGACCUUUGGUUACGAAGAAAAACUCUGCAUAUACAUUUGUGUUUGGAAAAUCCUUUUUAAUCAUUUCAUUCUCUCAGAUGUUCCGCAGUUCCAUCCUACACUAAUAAAUAGAUCAUGGCAUUA
Molecule: messenger RNA, 2494 nt
Organism: Anolis carolinensis (green anole)
Lineage: Eukaryota; Metazoa; Chordata; Lepidosauria; Squamata; Anolidae
Gene: map2k1
Product: mitogen-activated protein kinase kinase 1
Exons: 11
Coding region: 172-1362 (396 amino acids)
Biological process (GO): protein phosphorylation
Molecular function (GO): ATP binding; protein kinase activity
Source: RefSeq, a predicted model, not a curated record